Messenger RNA from Trichomonas vaginalis G3, 246 nucleotides. RefSeq lists its product as uncharacterized. Bases 1 to 246 code for a protein of 81 amino acids. NCBI's taxonomy places the organism in Eukaryota, Parabasalia, Trichomonadida, Trichomonadidae. The record is from RefSeq and is a predicted model, not a curated record. The transcript has a single exon.
AUGGUUAUGACUGAAGCAGAAACACUUGACUUACAGCAAGCUAUAUUAAAUAAUUCUGUAGCUGCUAUGGAUCCACAAAAUUGGAAUCUUAACAAUAAAAAGAAAACCAGAAGAAAUCAUAUUUCACGUACAGAAAGCGACAACAGAUUUCAUAGAAAGAAAAAGACAAUACUUACACUUAGUAGCUUGUCUUAUGCUACAGAUUGUUCAGAUGAAGAAACAGAUUGGUCAGAUUUCGAUUUUUAA